Molecule: messenger RNA, 1347 nt
Organism: Momordica charantia (bitter melon)
Lineage: Eukaryota; Viridiplantae; Streptophyta; Magnoliopsida; Cucurbitales; Cucurbitaceae
Product: putative pectinesterase 53
Biological process (GO): pectin catabolic process; cell wall modification
Molecular function (GO): pectinesterase activity
Source: RefSeq, a predicted model, not a curated record
UAUUCUCAUGGCUACAAGAAGUGACUUCUUCAAAGUUACUCUACUUCUUCUCCUUUUUGUGUUUAAUUUAUUCCUCCAAUCUUAUUCACUGAAAACUGAGGAAAGGGACUACAAGAAUUGGGUUUCAUGGAACCUUCAAGAUUUCAAGAAGAAACUAGCCGGUAUGGAAGCACAGUCGUCGGCGGCCAAGCUUGGCAGGUUCGGUGGCAUCGGUGGCAGCGGUGCAGUUGUUCUUGACGAUAAGUUAAGGAAGGCUGAAAUGAAUAAAGUGAGAAUAAUUGUUAGCCAAGACGCGACGGGCGACUUCAUGAGCAUUGGAGAAGCUCUUCAUAGCAUCCCCAAACCCAACAAUAAGAGAGUCAUUUUGGUUAUCAAUCCAGGAGUUUAUAGUGAGAAGAUCAACAUUCCUAGAACUCUUCCCUUCAUAACGUUUCUCGGAAACGCCAGCAACCCACCUACCAUUAUCGGAAACGACACGGCGUCGGUGACCGGAGACGACGGGAUACCAUUGGGAACUUUGAAGAGUGCAACGGUUUCUGUGGAUGCCAAUUACUUUGUAGCUAUCAAUAUAAAGUUUGAGAACACAGCAACACACGAGAUCGGAUCGGUUAAAGGACAAGGAGUGGCACUAAGAAUAUCAGGGACAAAAGCUGCAUUUCACAACUGCAGCUUCUAUGGGGAUCAAGACACACUCUAUGACCACAAGGGUCUUCAUUACUUCAACAGUUGCUACAUCCAAGGCUCAGUGGACUUCAUAUUUGGCUAUGGAAGGUCCUUCUAUGAGAAGUGCUUGUUGAACUCCAUAGCCAAGAAAGUGGCCUCUGUGACUGCUCAAAAGAGAUCAAAAUCUUCAAUGGCAAGUGGGUUUUCAUUUAAAGACAGUGUUGUGACAGGAAGUGGACAGAUCUACUUAGGCAGAGCUUGGGGAGACUAUUCUAGAGUUGUCUUCUCCUAUACUUAUAUGGAUAAGAUUGUUCUUCCUCAGGGUUGGAAUGAUUGGAGCUCCCCAAAACGCCAUUCGACAGUGUAUUAUGGAGAGUACAAGUGUAGCGGGCCGGGUGCGAACUCGACAGGGAGAGUGCCAUGGGCACACAAGUUGACAGAUGAAGAAGCUCAACCAUUCAUUGGGACUCACUAUGUUGAGGCUGAUACUUGGCUUCUUAGCCCUUACCCUUAAAUUUUCAACUUCUUGCUUUUGUGUCCUAAAAUUUCUACUCUUUCCAUUUUGCACAAUUCAUGCAACCCAAUCAUAAUUUGUGGAUACAUUGUGUUGUAUCCAAAUAUGAAAAAUAUGGACGGUUUUCCACUAAAAUAUUAAUAAACUCUCAAGCUUAUUUUACUUUUCUA